Messenger RNA from Penicillium salamii, 2490 nucleotides. NCBI's taxonomy places the organism in Eukaryota, Fungi, Ascomycota, Eurotiomycetes, Eurotiales, Aspergillaceae. The record is from the annotation of a GenBank genome assembly.
AUGCGACUUUUUGGAAUAGCUGGCCUAGCCGUCCUAUUCGGGUUUGUGCCGUUAAACCAUGUAAAUGCAAAGGAGCAACGCAAAUCGAGUGUUUGCACAGUCAAAGCUCAAGGGAACCAGAAAGAUGAUGUCCCAAACAUACUCGAAGCUUUCCACCAAUGUGGCCACGGAGGUACCGUUGUUUUCCCGGAGGAUCAGUCGUAUUGGAUUGGAACUCGUUUGAACCCCGUGGUAAACGAUGUGUCCAUUGAUUGGCGCGGAAAAUGGACGUUCUCCGAUGACCUCAGUUAUUGGCGAAACAACUCGUAUCCAGUUGCCUUUCAGAACCAUGCUGCCGGUUUUGUUCUCACAGGCCACAACAUCUCAAUCAACGGAUAUGGGACUGGUGGCAUCGACGGCAACGGGAAUAUAUGGUAUACGGCAGAGAAAGGUGACACACAGCCAGGAAGACCUAUGCCAUUUGUCUUUUGGAACGUGUCCGAUGUUAGUGUCGAAAACUUUUAUGUCAAAGAUCCCCAGUUGUGGAGUGUGAACAUCAUGAACGGGACCAACAUGCGGUUCAAUAACAUCUACUGCAAUGCUACUGCAGUCGAUGCCCCAUAUGGUCAGAAUUGGGUUCAGAAUACGGACGGAUUUGACACCAUGGACGCAAAGAACAUCCAGCUCACCAACUUUGUCUACCAAGGCGGAGACGAUUGCAUAGCUAUCAAGCCGCGGUCAUACAACAUUGAUAUUCACAAUGUGACUUGUCGCGGUGGCAACGGGAUUGCGAUCGGUAGUCUGGGCCAAUAUCAAGAAGACUCAGGCGUGGCCAACAUCCGCAUCGAUAAAGUGAAGGUGAUUCGCUAUAACGAGGACAUGCACAACAGUGCAUAUAUCAAAACUUGGGUGGGUGCUCUUAUGCCGCAGACAUCAUAUGAGAGCGCUGGGCUCCCUCGUGGGGGUGGUUGGGGCAGCAUUCGCAAUGUGAUAUUUUCGAACUUCGACAUCCAGGGAGCGAACGCAGGCCCUUCCAUCACGCAGGACAAUGGUAACAAUGGAUCCUAUUCCGGGACAAGUUUGAUGAGCAUUUCAAACGUGGCAUUUGUGAAUUUCACAGGUAGUAUCGAAACUACUUCAAAGGUGGCAUCCGUAUCUUGUUCCAAGGUGCAUCCAUGCUAUAAUAUCGAUUUUAAUAAUGUGGUCCUGUACGGGAAGAACGCAAGCACCCCUGGUAUUGGAUCUUGCAAGUACACAGAUGUCGGUGGAGUCCAUGGACUCAGUGGAUCCAUGUCAGAGACUGUGCAGCAGGCGUUCUCCGGUCGCGACUGCCCUCUCAUCUCUUACGGUAUCCCAUUCCCAGAAGCCGCCUCCCGUCAUUUGCGCGAGUCCUUCCAAGCAUCCCGCGUCUACGUGAUCUGCUCACAAACGCUGGCGCGAACAACGGAUGUGAUUGAGCGCUUAUCAAAUGCUCUGGGUUCGACUUUGGUGGGCCAUCGGGUAGGGAUGAAAAGCCAUACACUGUGGUCAGAAGUAUUGCAAAUUACAGAAGAAACCCGGGCCCUUGAGGCAGAUGCCAUCCUUACUGUAGGAGCUGGCAGCUUGACCGAUGGAGCUAAAAUUGUUGCAUUGGCCCUUGCAAAUGGCAUCAAAACUGCAGAUGAACUCAAAACCCUUGCAGAAGGACCCGACAAAAGAGACAGCAUUACAGCACCCCAAAUACCCAUCAUUUCAGUUCCAACGUCCCUUUCUGCUGGCGAAUUUUCUGACUUUGCAGGUGGGACAGAGGACAGUUCCAAACGUAAACACAGUUUCCAACCACCUACUCGUGGGCCUCAGCUUGUGAUUUUUGACCAAGAGUUGGUUAAAUCCACCCCAAACUCAAUUUGGCUCAGCACUGGUGUGCGCGCGAUUGAUCACUGUGUCGAGUCUCUGUGUGCGAUCAAAGGCACGACCGAAGCUUCAAAUACACUGGCUAUACAUGCGCUGAGCCUAUUAGUAUCCGGUCUUCUACGCUGCAAGAAAAGCCGGGAAGACCGUGAUGCACAUUUGCAGUGCCAACUCGGCUCGAUUGAUGCCAUGGCUGCUUGCACGAGCGGGUCCAUUGAACUAGGAGCUAGCCACGGAAUAGGACACCAGCUCGGACCGCUAGGUGUCGGUCAUGGUGAAACAAGCUGCAUACUCCUGCCGGCUGUGUGUAAGUUCAAUGCAAAGUAUGAAGCCAACUGCGAGCAGCAGGAAAGCGUACGUCUAUCCCUGAUUGGGGAACCUAUUGUGUCGGAACUUUUACAUACUCGAUCGGUGAGUGUGGACACUUCGGACUUGGGUGAUGUUUUGGAUGUCAUUACUCGUGAACUGGGAAUGCCUCGGUCCUUGACUGAUGUCCAUGUGGGACGGGAUAAGUUGGAUGAACUUGCAGCGAACAGUUUGCAUGAUCGUUGGUGCAAGACAAAUCCGAUCCCACUCGAAAAGCAUUCUCAGGUCUUGGAGAUCUUAGAGAUGGUGAUAUAA